AACGCCGAAGCAGGAUAAGCGCGGUGUGGAGCGAUAUAGCGAUCGUUGACGCGAAAAAAGUUUUUGACUUUGAAAAAAAAAACUUGAAAAAAAGUGAUAUUCAGAUUUUUUUGUAGAAUUAACAGUUUUUGUUAAAUAGUUAAAUGACUUAAAUAUAGUUUUUAGUGCUUAAUUUUUGGAUGUUGCUUGAAAAUGCUUAAAUAAUGAGUGAAUGAAGUAAUCAAUCCAUUUGAGAACAAACCACAUGGAUUAUCAACCAUCUGCGCAAUAUAGGCUGCUGUUACACUAUUAUUUUAUUUAAAGUGUUUCCAGGAGUACUAAAUUAUUGUUUUUGGAUCGUUUUUGUAAAACAAACAGUGAUUGUUACGGUUGUGUCAAUGUCAAGGAAGAUAUUUUUGGAGGAAUGAUUGCAUACAAUCAUGCAGAAACAACGCAGGGAGUUGGGUCUGAAACGCUUUUGGUCAGCUGUCAAAACUUCUAACAGUAGUAGUUCUCAAGGCGACCACGAUUCACCAAAUCAUGAAGCCAAGUCAGGACCUAACUGCUCAUUGCCUUUACUUCAGGUCUGGCCGAGUUCGGACUCACCCCGCGGCGAGGCCGACGGGCAGAGCUUCGUUUUUCCUGAGUACGCUGACGACAACGUUUCGCAACAUUCAACCUGUCUGGACGUGAUCAAUCACACGGAUUCUGGCAUUGAUUCAACACAAGUGUCUCCAUUGCCUCCACCUGUCAUAACAUCUCCAAUACCCUCACCGACUCCAAGUGGCAGAAGACCAAGCAGCACCCUGCUCCAUCCGGACCAUGCUAGACUUUUCCGACUGUAUCCAGUGUCAUCGCCGGAUCAGACCUCCAUAGAGGAUAUUUCCGAUCACCAAAAUAAUCCAGUACUGUCACCGUCAUCUUCUACUACGUCAUCACUGACAUCGGUGGCUGCAGCUGGGGAGUAUCUUAAUCAUCAGUUCAUCUCAGGUGUUGUAGCAGGCAACUCCCUUGCCGGUAACUCCCUGGCAAGCAACUCCACGGACAGCCGUCGUCGUUCCUCCACCAUGACAACUAGAUACUCCCUCUUCGAUGCCCUUGACCUCGAAUACGCCCUCCUCAGAGCCGCAGCUAGGGGCAGCGUGGGUCCAUACUCACUCAGCGAGAGCCUGCACAAACUCACCUUCACUCAGAGCCUAGCCUUCCCAGCACUGGCUCGAGGACUGGCCGGUAAACGAAGGAGAUCACAGCAAAACAACAAUAGCACACCUCUGGAUACUGGUGAUAGUGGAUUGAACGCUUUCGCCAAAGUGAUCACUGUGCUGGUGCUGGUGUUGGUAAGCGUUUUAGUGUUCGCGGUGGUGUACAAGUUUGUGAGGACGUGAGGGUUACUUCUGGCUCCCGGAGGAGCAAGAAACAACAGGUUUGUGAUUGGGAGGAACACAAGUAGUGACGGUCGAGGUGUUAAUGGUUUUUUGUAAGACUUAAUUGAGUUUUUGGUUGUUAGAUUCGGUGAACUAGGAAUACAGAUGUAUUAAAAAUAUAAACUUUGGGACGGAGUUUUUUCAAUUAGUAAUACUAAUAAUAGCGCCUGUGUUUUUAAUAGAUAUUAUGAUAAAUUAAAUUUUAUAGUAUGAGGGAGAAAAAAACUUUUGACAUUUUCGAAUAUGGUUUAUUUGGUUAUUAAAAUUUCAACAUGCGAUCAUAACGACAAUUUAACUCCAAAAACCAAGUAUGUGGUACCAAAUUAUUCGUAAAAAACAUCUUUUUCCAAAUAUGCUAAUGAACCACCAUUCCAUUCCAUUUCAAAAAUAAAAAAAAAAUUAGAUAUACUUAAAAAUACGACUUGGGCAUAUUGUAACUGGUCAAGACAAGACACUAAAAACAUUACACGAUCAAAUUAAUUUUUCCAAGGCUCCUUGAUUAUAAAUUAUGGUUUUUAACACAGACAUAGAGACAUUCUAGAUUUUUUCUAGAAUCUAAUUUUGUUUUAAGCAAAAAUGUCAAAAGUUGACAUAUGAU
Sitophilus oryzae (rice weevil) is the source of this 2001-nucleotide messenger RNA. RefSeq lists its product as uncharacterized. Bases 420 to 1364 code for a protein of 314 amino acids. The transcript has 7 exons. The record is from RefSeq and is a predicted model, not a curated record. NCBI's taxonomy places the organism in Eukaryota, Metazoa, Arthropoda, Insecta, Coleoptera, Curculionidae.